Xyrauchen texanus (razorback sucker) is the source of this 1794-nucleotide messenger RNA. RefSeq names its product homeobox protein Hox-A13a. The transcript is spliced from 2 exons. Gene Ontology annotation, biological process: regulation of transcription by RNA polymerase II. Gene Ontology annotation, molecular function: DNA-binding transcription factor activity, RNA polymerase II-specific; RNA polymerase II cis-regulatory region sequence-specific DNA binding. The coding region runs from base 38 to 970 and encodes 310 amino acids. Lineage: Eukaryota; Metazoa; Chordata; Actinopteri; Cypriniformes; Catostomidae. The record is from RefSeq and is a predicted model, not a curated record.
UCAAAAAAGAGCCACAAGUCUCAAUGUCAGACAGGCUAUGACAACGUCACUGCUUCUCCGCCCGCGCUGGAUUGACCCGGUCAUGUUUCUCUACGAUAACGGUGGAGUCUUGGACGACUCUAGCAAGAACAUGGAGGGGUUCACGGGAGGUAACUUCCCACCGAGUCCGUGCAGGAAUUUGAUGGCUCACCCUGCCUCUCUUGCGCCCAGCGCUGCUUAUCCGUCAAGCGAAGUUGCUGCAGCAGGAGCGGGUGAACCUGGAAAACAAUGCAGCCCCUGCUCUGCCGUUCAGGGUUCAGCCAGCGCUUCACUUUCGUACGGGUAUUUCGGUGGCGGUGGGUACUAUCCUUGCCGAAUGUCCCACCAUCACGGGGGCAAUGGAGGUGUUAAGACAUGCGCUCAAUCCCCCGCCACUGCUUCACCUUACGGGGAAAAAUACAUGGACACGUCCGCUUCUACAGGCGAAGAUUAUACCACCUCGCGCGCCAAAGAGUUUGCAUUUUACUCGAGCUACUCCUCGAGUCCGUACCAGCCAGUUCCAAGCUACCUGGAUGUCCCCGUGGUCCAGGCAAUUAGCGGGCCUGCAGAGACCAGACACGAGACCCUGUUACCAAUGGAGAGUUACCAGCCGUGGGCUAUCACGGCUAGUGGUUGGAAUGGGCAGGUCUACUGCACCAAAGAGCAGCCACAGACGGGACAUAUGUGGAAGUCGACAAUACCAGAGGCAGUGUCUCACGGAGGGGCGGACGGCAGCUCUUUCCGACGGGGGAGGAAAAAACGCGUUCCAUACACCAAGGUGCAGCUGAAGGAGCUCGAAAGAGAGUAUGUCGCCAACAAGUUCAUUACCAAGGACAAACGUAGACGGAUAUCCACUCAGACCAACCUGUCUGAACGACAGGUUACUAUCUGGUUCCAGAACCGACGGGUAAAGGAGAAAAAAGUCGUCAACAAAAUAAAAAUCAGCAGUUAGCUUUGCUUUGAGUAAAUUGAAGGAAACCAUUUUAGACGGUGAUCGUUACCACACAAUGAAAGUGUUUUAUUUCAGAAUUAUGAAAUUAUAGACGUUUUGACGAAUAGCUUGUUCUCUUGGACUUCUACUUUGAAGUGACUCCUGGGAUCGGACAGGGUUGAUGGUGACGCGGUGCGUCAUUUUUGCGUUUCACCAGGUGACGACGCAAACGGUAGGUAUUCCCCACUUAGGACAAAGAAGACCAAAAGAUAAUAAAAACAUCUAUGGAGAGAAACAUUUUGAAUAUCGAAAUUAGGAUGCUGUAACUCCUUACAGCGGUCAAUCAUGUCUUCUAGAUUUUAAUCACAAACACAAAAUAAUAAAAAAUAAUGCAAUUUGCUUGAAAUCUAAUGUUUUCUUCGCCUCAUGCUGGAUAAUAUGAGGAAUGGACCUAGUAGUUUAUCAAGUUUAUCUGUGCCAAAAUAGGCUAAACUUAUUGUAUGUUGGAGUAGAUUGUAGGUUGUGUUUUGUCGUUGUACUAGUGUUGCUCAAAAAUCCUAUUAAACCAUUUGUAUGACAAAUAUGCAUAAUGAUUUAAUUUUACAACACUAAACCACAUUACAAAAUUGACCAUUUCAAAAUACCAAAAUGGCAAAAAAAAAAAAAAAGAAAAAAAAAGAAUCUGAAUAUGAACAUGAAUUGCAUUUUACACAUCGACCGUGAUGUUUGUAUGUAACAGGUUGAUAAAGUAAUGGACUUGUUGGAUUGUGUCCACGUCUUUAUGGACUGAGAACACACGUCUUUGUGUGUACCCUAUGAAAUGUAUUUUUGUCUGUACGCUGUAA